GCAGCCUCGAUGCUUGUUCCUUUGUUUCAAUGUGGUGGUGUUGUGGUGUUAUAACUACCACACCUUGUCGGUUGCGGUGUCUGCAGAUGUCCUCGUUUAAAACGUAUUAAAUAAGGGCCAACACUCCUGACAACUCCGUCCGUUUCUGCCAAACUAACACACUUUACUCUUAUUGGUGAUCUUUCCUUGUCAUCCUCAAAAGGAAGAAAAAUGAAAAAUAUAGUAUAAAAUUGUUAUUACACUUUGCCACUUUGCUCAUUUAUAUGGUUGCAUUCACCAUUUGCUUCAUUUGCAAUUGGUUCCUUCUUUCUAUCUUCUUUUUCAUUUGAUGCCAAACCUUGCCUUAUAGACCCCAUUUGAUAAUUUAACUUGGUCCAAUGCUUUACCUCCUAAUCUCUUGUGUAUCCUUCUCCUUCAUCUUCCUUUCCAAGUCUUUCACUCACAAGUCACUCCCUUCAUGGGAGGCUGAGAUGAAAUUGUUGUCACCUUGGUUCUGGGGUGAAUUAUCAACUUUUCUUUUGUCUUGGUUCAAGAAAAGUAGGCCUGCUAUCAGUUUCUUUCAAGUACCUGUAUUAUUCAUUCCAUUGAAGAACAUGGGACAUAGCUCAAAAGUAGAGAAUGUAGAGGAGAAAGGUGAUGUUUCUCUGUUGGAUUUGCCUGACUUGGCCUUGGACUGCAUUCUUGAACGGCUUUCGCCAGCCGGGUUAUGUAGUAUGGCAGCAGUGUGUAGUUCUUUGAGGGAUAGAUGUAGGAGUGAUCAUUUAUGGAAGAAACACAAGGAGAACAAGUGGGAUAGAGUGAUUAGUGAUGCUACUUAUAGAGAAUGGAAAAUGCAUGUAGUCUCAAGAAAAAGACCAACCCUUUUGGAUCGAAGCAAGAGAAAAGGGUUAUUUAACUCCCUUUUUGGGGAUUGGCCUUCUUCAUGGUUUAGACCAAAAUUAGAAAGCAGCAGCAAGUCAAGGAGGUCUUUACCGGUUGAUUCAAUCAAGGCUUGGUAUCAAUCCCUUGAAAGUGGCAAGUUAUGGUUUCCAUCUCAAGUCUAUAAUCGUGAGAAUGGUAAUGUUGGUUUUAUGCUGUCAUGUUAUGAUGCUGAACUUAGCUAUGUCUCGAAGAAUGACACCUUUCAGGCAAGAUACUUGCCGCAUGGGCGGCGAACAACAGAGGAUAAUAUACAAUGGGAGAGGCUAAGAGCACCACCGGUUGAUACUCCUCCAAAUGUUCUUCAUGUCUCUGAUUGUUUAGAUGACUUAAAGCCUGGUGAUCACAUUGAGAUCCAGUGGAGAAAAGCCAGAGAAUUCCCCUAUGGUUGGUGGUAUGGAAUCAUUGGUCACUUGGAAGCAUGUGACAGGAAUGAGAAUCACUGCCACUGCCAUUAUAGUGAUUCAGUGAUAUUGGAGUUCAACCAGUAUUCUCCUGACUCAAAAUGGAGAAGAAUGGUGAUAAACAGGAAGAGCCACCGGGAGGAAGGCAAUGAAGUGGAUGGCUUCUAUGGUGGAAUUAGGAAGCUUUAUGAAGAUGAGGAGAUUGCAAGGUGGAAACGCCUUUGGCCAACCCAAAUAUUGGAUUAGUAUCAUGAGUGCUUUUGUAAAUAGGCCCCUCUUUUUCUUUUCUUUUUUCCUCUCUCUUUCUGGAGCUGUGAAUGAGGAGAGCUCAUAGUCAUAGAAAUCAUUCGAAGAAGAUGAAGAUUAAGCUUAAUUAUUUUUGUUCGGCAUAGCAAGGCCUUGAACAGAUGCAAAAAGAAAAAAGCAUACUAUAUAUACCAUGAUAUGCAUUUUCCAACCUGACUAGUUUUGUACUUUGUGUUUGACAUAUCUUCAGGGAAAUCAUUUCCUUUUCUGUUUAGAUAUAUAGGUCAUAGAUGGUAGAACAUAGGUGCAUCUAUUGUAAAGAUUUUGAAAUUUCAGUGGUUUUUGUGAGAUAAUGGUACCUUUUCAUCUGCUGUGAAUAAUCUGCACAGAAAUGAAAUAAAUGAUGUCUGAAAUUUCAUUCAAGAUCA
Messenger RNA from Quercus lobata, 1996 nucleotides. Its product is annotated as F-box protein At2g32560-like. The record is from RefSeq and is a predicted model, not a curated record. NCBI's taxonomy places the organism in Eukaryota, Viridiplantae, Streptophyta, Magnoliopsida, Fagales, Fagaceae. Gene Ontology annotation, molecular function: protein binding. Bases 378 to 1568 code for a protein of 396 amino acids. The transcript has 5 exons.